Molecule: messenger RNA, 4320 nt
Organism: Dunckerocampus dactyliophorus (ringed pipefish)
Lineage: Eukaryota; Metazoa; Chordata; Actinopteri; Syngnathiformes; Syngnathidae
Gene: nt5e
Product: 5'-nucleotidase, ecto (CD73)
Exons: 9
Coding region: 95-1816 (573 amino acids)
Biological process (GO): AMP catabolic process
Cellular component (GO): plasma membrane
Molecular function (GO): metal ion binding; nucleotide binding; 5'-nucleotidase activity
Source: RefSeq, a predicted model, not a curated record
GUCCACGCCUUUUUGUAUGUAGUCGCCUUGCAUGUCUUGGUCACUCACGCACGCGAGCACAUCCACGUCCACGCGUAUAUAACGCACCUCCGAAAUGACCGUGCCGUGGAGACCUCUCUAUGCUAGCCUCCACUUGCUGCUCUUCUUCCAUACCUCGGACGUGGGCUCGAGCUUCGAGUUGACCCUGCUGCACACAAACGACAACCACGCACGGAUCGAGGAGACCAGCGUGGAUUCUGGCAAGUGCGCGGCCGGACGUCCCUGCUUCGCGGGGGUGGCUCGCCGCUUCACGAAGGUGUCGGAGAUCCGCAAGAAUGACAAGAACGUCUUGCUGCUGGAUGCCGGUGACCAGUUUCAAGGCACUGUGUGGUUCAACUACUAUAAGGGCGCAGAGGCGGCUUACUUCAUGAACAAACUUGGAUAUAAUGCCAUGGCUUUUGGCAACCAUGAGUUUGACAACGGAGUGGAGGGUCUCAUUCAACCCUUCCUGCAGAGCGUUAAUUGCUCCGUGGUGAGCGCCAACCUUAAAGCCGACCAGACUCUGGCCGCAAAGCUGAGCGGCUACUACAAGCCAUAUACGGUGAUCCAUGUGGGAUCAGAGAGGGUGGCUGUGGUGGGCUACACCACAGCAGAGACCCCCUUCUUGUCACAGCCAGGACCACACUUAAAAUUCGAAGAUGAAGUGGAGGCCCUCCAGAUUGAGGUUGAUAAACUGCAGACGCUGGGCUAUAAUAAGAUCAUCGCCCUGGGACACUCCGGCUUUGACGUGGACCAGAAAAUUGCCAAGCAAGUGAGAGGCGUCGACGUGGUCAUCGGAGGACACACCAACACAUUCCUGUACACAGGAACUGCUCCAUCUACCGAAGUACCAGCGGGUUCAUACCCAUUUAUGGUGAGGUCUGAUGAUGGCAGAAAGGUGCCAGUUGUCCAGGCGUAUGCCUUUGGAAAGUACCUGGGCUACCUUAAGGUCACCUUUGAUAUGGCUGGAAAUGUUGUCAAAGCAGCUGGAAACCCAAUCCUGUUAGACAACAGCAUCCCUCAAGACCCCGCUAUCCUUGCCGACGUAGAGAACUGGAAGAAGCAGCUGGCUCAGUAUUCGUCGCAAUAUGUCGGACAGACUUUGGUCUACCUCAAUGGCUCCUUUGAAGAGUGUCGCUUCAGGGAAUGCAACCUAGGAAACUUGAUUUGUGAUGCCAUGGUUAACCACAAUUUAAAGUACUCUAAUGAAAUGCAGUGGAAUCACGUGGGCAUUUGCAUGUUGAACAGUGGAGCCAUUCGCAGCGCCAUUGACGAACGCCACAAGAACGGUACCAUAAGCAUGGAGGAGAUCCUCACCGUUUUACCAUUCGGAUCUACUAUGGACUUGAUACAGAUAAAGGGGUCAACGAUGAAAAAGGCAUUCGAACACUCCGUUCACAGAUACGGUGACAUGCAUGGAGAAUUUCUGCAAGUCUCAGGCAUCCAUGUAGAGUAUGACCUGUCAAAGCCACCAAACCAGCGAGUGGUAUCCUUAUCUGUGCUCUGCACCAAAUGCAGAGUGCCCAAGUACGAACCUCUGGACCUAGAGAAGACGUACACUGUGGUCACGCCUUCCUACCUAGCGGCUGGAGGCGACAGCUACACCAUGAUCAAGGAGGAGAUGCUGAAGCACAAUACAGGCGAUAUGGACAUUUCGGUUUUAUCCAAAUACAUCUCCGACAUGAAGCGCAUCUAUCCAACGGUGGAAGGUCGGAUCAAGUUCAGGAACUCGGCGGCACUUGCAGCCCAAAGCCUCUGCUUACUGCUGUUGAGUUUAUGUCUGACUCUGACACUGUGAUGAUGAGACGGCUAGGAGACUCGGAUACGUUUUUAGUCUCAGGGGAAAUUCAAUAGCCAGCAAGGGAAACGUCGGGUCUGGUUCAUUAAAUAUGCUCCUUACAUUUCUUGUGUUCGAAGUGGGACGUAUUUGUUUAUUUACACCAAGUAUGUAUUAUUUUGACACCAAGUUGCCAAGCCUGCGCUGUACCACUCAAACCUUCAGUUUGUGUGUUUGCAUGCUCUGGUCUCUUAUAAAGCAUUGGUGGGUGUUGAUUUAUGCUAACUAGGACCAUAUGGGCCACCAAGCCUACAAUUUAUGAGAAAAAGGACCCAAGUUAGCCAGUAAAUAACAUUGCAUUAUGAUGAUUAAGAUACAAUGGUAUUUUAAUCCAGUCCUUCCUUGCGUAUUUUGCUGAUCCUUGAUCUUCUCGAGCCAUCAAAGUCGUUUUUGUAACAUAAGUGCUUUUAAAAUAGUCUCCUCCAGGACUAUUGGAACAGUGAGGACAAUUCAUUUAUGCUGGAGACUGAAAACAUUUUGGGUUUGAUAUCAAUGGCGUUUACAGUACGUCUGGCUAAGAUGCAUAACUUAGAAGAUAGCACCUUAUUUUGAACCCACCCAUUUUUCAUGAGAGCAAAGGUAUUGCAUUGCAACAUGUGACUGACAGGUGUGUCCUAUUACAUUGCUUAGCCAUUCAAUAAAUAGCACUGGAUAUCUACUUUCAGGAUAGGUUGUGCCUGUGCAGACUGAAUUUAGAGGUGCAAACAGCAUGAAAUCCUGUCUAUGGUGGAAAAAUAAGCAAUUGCAAAUAUGUGAAACGAUGGAAAAUCAGUCAGCCAUAGCACAAACAUUGGUCAUAGCCAUUACGACAAUUUGGAAUGUCUUGAAUAAAGAAACCGCUGGUGUACUAAGUCAGACACACGUCGAACAGGUAGACCAAGGAAAGCAUCGGCAGUUGAUGACAGACCCGAAAACAACUGUUAGCGACAUCAGCAAGAGCCUUCAUGAACAAAAGUACAAUGGCUACAGCAGGAGAUGCAAACCACUCAUGAGCAAGAAUAGGAAGGUCAGGCCAGAAUUCAAUAAAAAGUACAGAGAUGAGCCUAAAAAAAUGCUUGAGACACAAGUAUUACGGACUGGUGAAUUUCAACUGCUGAUGUUUUCCUUGUUCCACCUAUUUGACGUCUAUUACUUAGUAUACCAAGGGUUUCUUUCUUCUUCAGGACAUUCUAAAUGGCUGUACGCCAAUGACCAAUGUUUGUGCUACGGUUCGAACUGAUUUUCCAUCUUCUCUCACAUUCGCAUUAUUUACUCAUAGGCAGAUCACAUGUUGGUUUCACCUCUAAAUGCAGUCUGCACAGACAAAACCUGUCCUACCCAAUCUGAAACUGAGCAUGGACAUUUUGAUUGACACACCUGGGCGACAGAACACAGCAGACGGUCACAUGUUCCAAUUGUGCAUCAGAUUCAGAUGUAAAUACCCGGAAAUAAAAGCUGAAAUGUUGCUCUCGGCUCUUUUGACGCCAAACCCAGAUGUUUUCAGUCUACGGCAAAAAUAAAGGAAUUGACCUACAGCACAGGUCAAAGGUCUGGACACACACAAUACAACCCCAUGGUCCCAACCCCAUUAAUAAGGCAAGACAUCCCACUAAGUAACCCUGAUAAGGCACACCCGUGAAGUGGAAAUCAAUUCAGGUGACUACCUCAUGAAGCUCGUUGAGGGAACACCAACGGUUUGCAGCGCUAUCAAAAAAGAUAAGACAUAAAGUAUACUGUAUGUCUACAAUAUAACACAUAUUUACAGUUAUUUCGAAUCUACAAUGUAAAUCGUCAUGAAAAGAAAGAAAACGCAUUGAGUGCGAAGGUGUGUCCAAACAUUUGGCCUGUACUGUAUAUAUUGUGUUACGUUAUGACUCGCCAUAAAACCAUGUCCAAUGUCAUUUUAGUAUUAAAUCAUGUUCUCUAUCAUACGACUCGUCAAAUAUAUGUUUUAUAAAUAAAACAAUUCUAAAUAUUUGCUUUAGUCCAUUUGCUGAGUAAUUGUGGGAGAGGUUCGUAUUUUAUGUUACCAAAUAUUAGUUUAUGAAGAGCUGUGACAAGUUUGAAUAUUGGAUUAAUAUUCUGACUGUAAUACAGUUUGAGCAACUUUUAGUCAAUGAUUUGUGUCAUAUUGGUUGCUUUUGUGUUGAUUACGCCAGGGUUUACUUUUCUCACACAUCGAUUCACCGUUAGAGUGAAGUAUAAUUCUUCAACAUUUUUGACUUGCAAGUGCAAUACUGUUAUAUAUAUUUUUAUUUUACAUAAUAAAGUAUACAGACUGUACGGCCGGACAAAAAGUAAAAGUAAAAGUGCAUUAAUAGUGUUUAUAAGUAUGUUUUUGUUUUGCAGUACCAGUUUACAUCCAUGGAGCAUUGACGGAAGACUCCUUCUGCACCUGCUGGGAGGAAAAAAAAUACACAUUUUGGAAUGACAAUUUUAUAAAUGUAGAUCAGAUGCAAUUUUUUCAAUUAAAUUCAAGCACUUUU